Microcebus murinus (gray mouse lemur) is the source of this 3717-nucleotide messenger RNA. The record is from RefSeq and is a predicted model, not a curated record. NCBI's taxonomy places the organism in Eukaryota, Metazoa, Chordata, Mammalia, Primates, Cheirogaleidae.
AAAAGAACAAAGGGAGAGAGCAAUUCCUUAAAGUACUGGAAAUAUUAAACAGCAGGGAACAAUAUUCUACCAAUAGAAUUAACUAAAAAGCUAUUUGUAAUCGAUAAAAACAUUUAUACAGCACAGCGAUUAUUUUAAAAAAUAAAUACUGUAUGCCUUUCCAACAUAGAAGUAGCUCACCAACACAAAUUCCUACAGACCAACAAAGCCCAGUACACUAGAAGAGUGGACUAGCUGUAGGAUAACAUAGAAAAAUGAAUCGAAAGGUCAUGGGAUGUCACAAAUUAUGCAAAAUAAGCCACUUAAAACACUCUGUGCAUAUAGAACUCAACAUUAUGACAGAAUUUGCCUUAGGCUCACAGUUGGGGGAAUUCUGUUAUAGAAUAACAAUCUCUGGGCAAAAAAAAUACACUUGAAAUAUUCAAUUAGAAUAUAAAUUUAAAAAAUUUUAAAUACAUCAAUAAACUGAUCAUAAAAUUUGAAUUUGAAUAGAGACCUAGACAACUACCAAAUAAUAAAACUAAAAAGGGUUUAGAAUAGACAAACAGAACAUGGUCAAAAAUGGAAGCUAAGAAAUAAAUAUAUUAAUCAUUCAUAAAUCCAUUUAUAUUGGCCUAUUAUAUCCAAUACAAUGCCAAGAAAAAUAUUGGAAGAACUUCACAAUGUGAUCCUAACGUUCGUUCAAAAGAGGUGGAGAAGGCACAACAAUGUGUUAUACCUCCAUCUCCCUGAUCUGCUUUCUCUACGACAACUUCAUGCUCCAGCAACCUCAGCCCACAUGGAACCACAACACCCAGAGCUCCAAACUUAGAGCCCUCAAUCUAAACCAACAUGGAAUCCCUACUUUGCAGUAUUUGUAUCAGCUCAUUUAAAAGGUCCCUGCUAAGUUGGGUGCUCUGAUUGCCCAGCUUAGCCUGUGCCUGUCCCUGUGACUGGGAGUCUUGACUACCAGCAGAGCAGGGCCAGGAGGAGCAAUUCCUAGGGGGAAAUCAUGGUGGGCACACAAACAGGAACAUUUGUGCACAGCCAUUUCCUGCUACUAACUCUGCUCUCUGGAAUCUAAGGCUGAAGAGUUUCUGCGGAUGUACUUCAGCUCCAAGCAGUCUAAUAUUAAUGCAAUUCUAAAGACAGAUGAGGCUCUCACAAACAAGGAAAGGGAGACUGAAGGUUCAGUAUUUCUUUACCUCUUAGGUAAAGAAACAGCAACAGCUACUCAAAGAGGAUUCAAAGAAGAGAACCGAACACUUCAGGAAGAUAUCAAGAAUGUGGAAAUUAGAUACAAAGAAACAAUGGAAGAGGCAAAAACUAAAUCUGCACAGCAUAUAACCAAAAUGGUGGAGGAAGUGGAAAGGAAGUUUGAGCAGACGACAGAAUAGAAAGAGAGGAGCUGUCAGGAACAUGUGAGACAACUGACUGAAAUGAUGGAGAUGGACACAGCCCAGUUGCUGGCAGAGCAUGAGGGGACUACAGCUCGUCAAAUUGAGAGCUUGCUACUUCUGAUUAUUUGGUCACUGACGGAAAUCCAGAUACUCUCACAACAUUGAGGGGUGAAAUAAAAGUCUAGGAAUCCAGUGAGAGACAACAAGUGCUAGAAAUCACUCCCCCUGAACUGAGAAAAGAAAACAGUCAAGGGAACGCCCUGGACAUGGCUUCAGCAAGCCACAUGCUAGGCCCAGUGUGUCUCAUUGAGAACACUAAAGGGCAACUGGUAGCUAAUCCGGAAGCUUUGAAGACCCUGUCUGCCAUUACCCAGCCUGUGGUGGUGGUGGCUAUCGUGGGCCUCUCCCGCACGGGCAAGUCCUACCUGAUGAACAAGCUGGCUGGGAAGAAAAAGGGCUUCUCUAUGGACUGCACGGUGCAGUCUCACACCAAAGGAAUCUGGCUGUGGUGUGUGCCCCAUCCCAACAAGCCAGACCAUACCCUAGUUCUGCUUGACACCGAAGGCCUGGGAGAUGUAGAGAAGGGAGACAACCAGAAUGACUCCUGGAUCUUUGCCCUGGCCAUCCUCCUGAGCAGCACUUUUGUGUACAACAGCGUGGGAACCAUCAACCAGCAGGCCAUGGACCAACUGCACUUUGUGACAGAGCUGACAUAUCGAAUUCGAGCAAAAUCCUCCCCUGAUAUGAAUAACGGUGAGGAUUCAGUUGAAUUUGUGAGCUUCUUCCCAGACUUUGUGUGGACACUGAGAGAUGUGACCCUGAAGCUGGAGGUGGAUGGACAGCCCCUCACACCAGAUGAGUACCUGGAGAACUCCUUGAAGUUAAAAGAAGGGACAAAUGAAAAAGAUAAAAAUUAUAACCUGCCCAGACUCUGCAUCCACAAGUUCUUCCCAAAGAAGAAAUGCUUUGUCUUCUACCCACCCACUGAGUGGAAGAAACUUAACCAGCUUGAAACACUACAGGAUGAUGAACUGGAUUGUGAUUUUGUGCAACAAGUGGCAAAAUUCUGUUCCUACACCUCCAGCCAUUCCAAGACUAAAACUCUUCCUGGAGGCAUCAAGGUCAAUGGACCUCGUCUACAGAGCCUUGUGCUGACUUAUGUCAGUGCCAUCAACAGUGGGGAUCUGCCCUGCAUGGAGAACGCAGUCCUGGCCUUGGCCCAGACAGAGAACUCAGCCGCAGUGCAAAAGGCCAUUGCCCACUAUGACCAGCAGAUGGAGAAGGUGCAGCUGCCCACAGAGACCCUCCAGGAGCUGCUGGACCUGCACAGUGCCAGUGAGAGGGAGGCCACUGAAAUCUUCAGCAGGAGUUCCUUCAAAGAUCUAGACCACAAAUUUCAAAUGGAAUUAAAGGUAUUUUUUUCUCUCAAGUAUAUAUGGAUUAGUGUCAUGGAAACCAAAGUACUACCAGGAAAUGAAACAAUUGAGGAACCGAGGAAGGGGGCACAGGCUGAUGAGGUUCUGAGGACGUACUUGAGCUCCAAGCAGUCUAUGAUUGAUGCAAUUCUAAAGACAGACGAAGCUCUCACAAUAAAGGAAAGGGAGGCUGAAGUGGAACGUAUAAAAGCUGAAUCUGCAAAGGAGACUUCAAAACGGUUGCAGGAAAUGCAACAGAUAAACAAGCAGAUGAUGGAACAGAGAGAAAAGAGUUAUCAGGAGCAAAUACAACAAUUGAAUGAGAAGAUGGAGAAUGACAGGGCCCAUUUGUUGGCAGAGCAUGAGAGGAAUGUAGCUCAUAAGCUUCAGGAACAAGAACAACAGCUCAAGGAUAAAACUACAGAAGAGAAAAGAAAAUAUCAGAAAGAAAUCCAGGAAAUGGAGAUGAGAAACAGAGAAAUGAACCUAUCAUUGGAAAAGGCAAACACUAAAUCUGCACAGUAUGAAGCCAAAAUAGAGGAAAUGGAAAGCAAGUUUGAACAGAAAGAGAAGAGUCAUCAGGCACGUGUGAAACAACUGAAUGAAAAGAUGGACAGGGAAAAGGCCCAGUUGCAAGAAGAGCAUGAGAGGAAUACAUAUCAUAAACUUAAGAAUCAGGAAAAUAAUUUCAAUGGGAUAAUCAACGAAAUGAAAAAUAAACAUCAGCAAGAAAUAGAGGAUUGGAAAAAGAAAUCUGCUCAGUCAUCAUGUUCCUUGAUGUGAAAAGUCAAAAACACAGAGCAUUCUCCUUGCUGUCUCCACUCAGGGCAUAAAUUUAGUGAGUAACUUCAGAAAUUCUCACAUUUGGAACUAAACUAAGCCCAAAAUAAUAAAGUUUGCAAAGCCUAAGCAUGAAAGCAAUG